AUGAGCGAUAAUUGGCAACUAGAUGUGAAAUUUCAAGGACGAUCCAUAGACUUGGUCGGCCGACUACCGGCUGAGAAACGCUCGCUACUGCGGGACUUUCCACAUCGUUUGGCUGUUAGCACCAAGGCAAAGCUGUCAGCCAUUCCGCAUAAAGGCUUUUUCUGCAAGUUUUUCGCCAAAAACUGCGAAGAUAUGAAAGCUUACAUGAAAAAACACGAGUGCGCUCUAUGUGUGCAAUUUAUGGCGUCUACAUAUAAUUUUACGCUCUACUUGCUGGUUCCGGUGGUGUUGAAAAGUCUCAAGUGUUUUCAUCGAUUACGAAAGAGCGGGGCAAGUCCAGAGUCUUUGAAAUCACUCUGCACCGACCGUGAUGGCGUCGUGAUUGGGUUUAUUGUAGCAGAAGUGAAUGUGGAGAAAGAAGAGAAGUUACAUGAGCGCAUGAAAGUCAUGGAGGAAUUGGAGUUUUCGGCCAAGGCGAUUUCACAUACGUUUGGUGAUCCCAUGCUGGAGUUUGACUUGCUUAUUGACCAAUUGGAUACAAGACCAUCGGCAAUCCAGGCCUGCUCAAAAUUCAUGAUUUGUCACCAGCAUUUGCACGAUGCAAUUUGCGAGAAAUUAGCGAAAACAAUGGAUGCCAUGGAGUCGUCUAAGGCGCGAGCAAGUGUCGUAUAUGUUGUGCACGAUGUCAUCAAGUCUUUGCGGGCAAAUUAUCCCCAAAAAGACCGAAAUGUGAAGAUGCGCGAGUCUGCACUGGUGCUCUCGCUUGAAAAAAUCUUGUUUCAGCUGGCCCAAAAGCUGCGUAAAGAUGCAAAACACAAUCCAAAUGUUCGAGCAGUGUUUGAGUUUUGGUCUAAGUGGGGAUUGCAGUACUCGGCGCCUUUAGAAGAUGGCGAUGCAUCUAAAGAUGACCCACUUCUCAAAAUUGAUGAGACAUUUGAGAUCUUGAAACGGGAGGUGUCUCAUACGUCUGAUACUUCUUCAUCCCCAAUUAAACACUCAGCGCCUCCGGAGGUAGUGGCAUUUAUGAAGAAGCACAGAAUUCAACCAGGUCCUUGGGAACUCUACCUUGGACGGGCGUCACCUUCUGAAAUGGAUGAGUUAGACACAGUUCUUGACUUAAACACGAAAUAUUAUGGUUUUAACAAUUGGGAUUCGUCAGAAAAAGGAGGUAGACGGGGUGGUGAGUUGUUUCUGCAUCAUUAUGCCAAAUCGAUAAUGCCGUGGUUGCUGCAUGCAUCCUCUUCGAUGUCGAAUACAAGCAAUUUGAAGCGAAAACGUGUAAAAGACUCGCUAAUUUUGCUGCGUAAUGCGUUUUUGUGCACUUGGGAUCUUGAUCCCAUUGCAGCGCGUGCGGUUUCUGACGUGGAUCGAUUUUUACUCGACGACAUGUGGAAAAAAAUGGAGUAUGUAAAGUGCCAAAACUUUUCGGCGUUUGUGUUUGGAAAAGUCAGACGCGUGAAAACUAUUCAGUUUGCAAACAGUCCUGCUGCGGACGCGAUACUAAAGUCAGUCGAUGAUGAAUCGAAGGUAAACUCAAGCAUUCUCGUGGCAGAAUUGACCAGGGUGUUCAAGCUCGACACAAUGGCACGUGAAAUGAUCGCUAAAAUCAAGUUCAAAACUGAUUUGUGCUACGUUACAAAAGAAUUGUGCAAUCGGUGUCGCCAUCACCAGGUGGCGAACCCGUCUGUGCACAUGGUAAAACUUUGUCAAAAGGUUUUAGCGACAAAGAAUCCGAUGAAGGCUUACUCAUCUGCAAUGAAAAGCAUGAUUUCUCGACAAAUGAAGAUAUUUGCAAUAUUUGACGAAGAUGCCCAGAAGAAGCGAAGGAUUGAGAGCAGUAGCGCUUGUUCGUCUCCUGUCACCGAAAGUGAAGCUUCGAGCUCUCCUCAUUCCGAGCUUACAGAUGCUGAGCUGGCUGCAGUCAAGCGACGGAUCCCAAAGCCACCAAAGUUGGUGUUUAAAAAGGUGAAUCUGAAAACAAUCACCUAUCAAGAAACAAAUGAUAAUGGCACAGUUGGUGUCGCAAUUUCUGGUAUUCCAAAUGCUGGAAGGGGGCUAUUUAAUUUGUCUAGUCACCCGUGGCCAGCUUUCUCAGUAGUUUGUAUCUUCGGUGUCCGCCGUAUAACAAAGGAGAUGCACCAUGAUGGACUGAAUAAGGUAGCGCGUUGUGGCGAAUUGGGAGAAACAUUUGUCGUAGUCAAUGUAGAUGCAGAUGGAUCCGCUGGCGGAUUUCCGAAUGACCGUGUGUACGAAUAUCCGGCUGAUGUCUAUUGGGAUGCCUCGGGAUUCUACAACAAUUGCAUCCUAGUGCCUGGCUGCGUAAUAGAGAAUCCACAGGAUACGACGAGCCCUAUCGUUUUAAAUCAACUCUAUAUUGUUACAUGGAAAGAAGUGGCUGUGCGUGAGGAGUUCUUUCUGGCAUACGGAACAUCGUACUACGAAGAUGACAAUAAAUCUUGCGCAACAGAAACAAACAAAUAG
This is a messenger RNA of Plasmopara halstedii, 2481 nucleotides long. RefSeq lists its product as uncharacterized. Lineage: Eukaryota; Oomycota; Peronosporomycetes; Peronosporales; Peronosporaceae. Bases 1 to 2481 code for a protein of 826 amino acids. The transcript is spliced from 6 exons. The record is from RefSeq and is a predicted model, not a curated record.